UUUAGAUUUUGUUUUAAUUAAUUAGAGAUGGGGAGGGAUGGUAAAACAAUUAGUCGUCCGUUUAUCGGACUAUUAUCUUUGCUUGGCAUGCUAACCAUUGUUAUGGCGGCUGAUCAUAACUAUGGCGACGCUUUGUCCAAAAGCAUCCUAUUCUUUGAGGGUCAGAGGUCCGGCAAACUACCCGCUAACCAACGUGUGUCUUGGAGAAAAGAUUCUGCUCUUCAAGAUGGUUCAGAUUGGAAGGUGGACUUGGCAGGAGGAUACUACGAUGCAGGUGACAACGUAAAGUAUACUUUCCCAAUGGCCUUUACCACCACAUUGCUUGCAUGGAGUGUGGUGGAAUACGGAGGAGACAUGGGAAACGAGGAGUUGACCCAUGCACUUGAAGCCGUACGCUGGUCAACGGACUUCUUGCUAAAG
Messenger RNA from Cuscuta epithymum, 420 nucleotides. Lineage: Eukaryota; Viridiplantae; Streptophyta; Magnoliopsida; Solanales; Convolvulaceae. The record is from the annotation of a GenBank genome assembly.